Messenger RNA from Dissoconium aciculare CBS 342.82, 576 nucleotides. RefSeq lists its product as uncharacterized. Lineage: Eukaryota; Fungi; Ascomycota; Dothideomycetes; Mycosphaerellales; Dissoconiaceae. The transcript has a single exon. The record is from RefSeq and is a predicted model, not a curated record. The coding region runs from base 1 to 576 and encodes 191 amino acids.
AUGGAGGGAGAGCAAAUAUCGCCUUCAGAUAAACUUCGUACAUCAUCAUGUCGUUGGCGGCUGCGGCACAGGCAGAGAAAGCUCAAGUAUCAAGCACGAAGCUUUGGAGACUGCAUGAAAGUAUCUCGGCUGAAUGAUUGCGACGAGCUUUGGGUGGUCACUCCUCUGCUAGUCGCGGACGCUAUCCGAAGUCAAACGUAUGUGGCUCUCACUCGCAUUCUGGGCAUAGCAUGCGCAGACCAUGGCUCAAGUGCCGCAUGGGAACGCUGCCGCCUACCCUUCCAAAGCCUGGUUCACGGCAGAAACAGGAAGGAAUCAUGGUCGGCGCGUGGCACAUCAUAUCUGACCAUCAUAAGCGUCUCUCAUGGUCACAAUAGAUCUCGAAGGACAGUCCGUCGAGGGCGUGUCGCAAGCGAGAUGCAUAUUGCACGACCGGGGUGGAACUGCUGGGGUGUUCGAAAGGCUGGUGCGACGCCAAUGCAACUAGAUGUCGCGGACAGAGACACCCGCAUGCCACGGACUGACGAGAAUAGGCGCGAGUGGAUGCUGAGAAAUGCGGAUUGUCGAGCCGACUAA